Molecule: messenger RNA, 5018 nt
Organism: Lineus longissimus
Lineage: Eukaryota; Metazoa; Nemertea; Pilidiophora; Heteronemertea; Lineidae
Exons: 3
Coding region: 1-4089 (1362 amino acids)
Biological process (GO): DNA integration; proteolysis
Molecular function (GO): aspartic-type endopeptidase activity; nucleic acid binding
Source: RefSeq, a predicted model, not a curated record
AUGACAUUUGGCGACGAGGGUAAACUAACUUUCGGCAACAUCACUUCUUGCAACCAAUAUCACCAAUCAAAUCCGCCAGAGGGCAAUGUUGUUGCACUGUGUGGGCGAGGAACUGUUCACGAUAUUCGAAAUAUCCCUGAUCGAGGCGCUGCUGAUGAUUACGCUGCGUGCAAGAAUGCAAUCAAAGCAUAUUUUCAACCAGCCAAGAACGUUGAAUUCGAAACCUACAGCUUUCGUCAGGCUCGGCAAAAGCCGGAUGAAUCGACUGACCAGUAUCAUGUUCGGCUCCGAAAACUGAGCAUUCAUUGUGAGUUUCAUGAUGUGGAUCGUGAGAUUAAAUCGCAGAUCGUACAAACUUGUCGUGACUCUGAAGUUCGUCAAAAGGCUUUGCGGGACCCCAACCUCACCUUACAGCAACUCUUAGCCUAUGCUAGGGCUAGAGAGGCUAGCGGGGUUCAGGCCAAGGCUAUGGUUGAUGGACACGAAACCGUUAUCAAGAAAGUGGAGUCACAGAACAAUCGAUCGAAACCAAAAAAGUUUGUACCCAAAGCAAAACCGAAGUCGAAAGACUUAACUUGUGGCUUGUGUGGGGGACCGUACCCUCAUGAGAACGAAUGCCCUGCAAAGGGGAAAAGCUGCAAUAACUGUGGUAUCAUGAACCAUUAUGCUAGGGUUUGCCGGAAAUCGAAACAGGCAAAACAGGGAACUCAGGCUGGUCAAUCAGCAAAACCGAGAUUCAGCCAAAGGCACAAGCAGCAUCAUGUUGGUGAUGACGAUACGUACGGUUACAGCAAUAAUCAGAACCGGCCUUGGGAGGACACUUACAACUUGUUCAAUACGGAGUCCGAGGAUCCAAACAAGUUCCCUAAGCGUAGAAAGCAGGCAUGGGCAGAGUCGCCUAUCACGCCAUAUACCGUCGAUGCUAUAAUCAAUGGCGUGAAUAUAACGUUUGAAGUCGACACCGGGGCUUCAAAAACCAUUGUGAGUCAGGAUGAGUUCGAUAGACUGCGCACAGGGACAGAAACUUUAAAUCUUGAACCAGCUUCGGUGAAGUUACGUACGUAUACUGGCGAAGAAUUUCGACCAUCAGGCAUGUGUGUAGUUCCUGUUACGUAUGAGGACCAACAGGCGGAGCUGUCUAUCCUAGUCGUGCCCGGAGAUCGUCCAAAUCUGCUAGGACGAGACUGGAUGUCAAAAUUGUGUCUGAAGUGGCAAACAAUUUUCGAGACUCAUUCUGUGCAUGAGAAGAUAAAUCAGCGCAUCAGUGAAAUAAAAGUUGUGUUGUCGAAGUAUCGCGACUUGUUUAAACCAGGCCUGGGCAAGAUCAAAACCAAGGCAAAACUACAUAUCGAUCCAAACGUAGUACCGGUAUUUCAUAAAGCGCGUCCAGUACCGUAUGCACUUCUCGAGGCAAUUGAUAAGGAACUUGACAGAUUGUUAGCUCUGGGUAUCAUUGAACCUGUGGCUCAAUCCGACUGGGCUGCACCGAUCGUGCCUGUUCGUAAACCAAAUGGGCAAGUUCGUAUCUGUGGUGAUUUUAAACUCACUGUCAAUCAGGCUACCAGGGGGAACCAAUACCCAAUACCAAAGAUAGCUGAUCUGUAUGCUAAGUUGGCCGGAGGGCAGACCUUUACCAAGAUUGAUAUGUCGGAUGCCUACCUACAGAUGGAGCUAGACGAUGCUUCGAAAGAACUAGUAGUUAUCAACACACACCGUGGGUUAUUUCGCUAUAACCGUCUAGCGUUCGGCAUUUCUUCCGCCCCUGGCAUCUUUCAGAGAACAAUGGACAAUCUAUUACAAGGACUUGAUCAUGUCGUUGUGUACCUCGACGAUAUCUUAGUUACGGGCAAGACCGCUCAGGAACACCUGGCUAAUCUCGAGAAAGUUCUGAAACGGCUGCUAGACGCAGGGUGGCGGUUAAGAGAAGAGAAAUGUACAUUCAAUGCUGAUGCUGUUGUGUACUUGGGUCACCGCAUUGAUAAGGAUGGCUUGCAUCCUGUCCCCGAAAAGGUUGAGGCCAUUGUCAAAGCACCACCACCGGAGAACAUCCAACAACUGCAGGCAUAUCUCGGAAUGCUGAACUAUUAUGAACGGUUCUUGAGAAAUCGUGCAACCGUGUUGGAACCAUUACAUGAACUCUUGCGCAAGAAAGGGUCCUGGCAUUGGGGUCCUGAUCAGCAGAAAGCUUUUGUGGUUUCUAAGGAACUGUUACAAUCAUCGAAAAUCCUUGUGCAUUAUGAUCCAGCAAAGGAGAUAAUCGUAGCUCCAGACGCGUCACCUUACGGACUUGGUGCGGUAUUGUCUCAUCCUGGUGAAAUCAAAGGACAGGACCGACCUGUCGCGUAUGCUUCACGUUCCUUAUCGUCUGCUGAACGCAACUACUCGCAACUGGAAAAGGAGGCGUUAGCGUUGAUUUUUGCGGUCAAAAAGUGGCACCAGUACUUAUGGGGAAGAACUUUUACCUUGUUGACGGAUCAUAAACCGUUAGUAGGUUUGUUGCAUCAAGACAAACCAAUACCACCAACGGCCGCACUGCGCAUACAAAGGUGGGCUCUAACUCUGUCCGCAUAUGACUAUAAAAUCGUCUAUCGUCCAGGGCAACAGAAUGGUAACGCGGAUGGCCUAAGUCGACUACCAGCGUCGCCCCCACCAGCUUCUCCACCACCGGCAGAGUUCAUUCAUGCAUUGGAUCAGAUUGACACCACUGUCGUUACGCACACCAUGAUCGCCACCUGGACCAUCAGACAUCCUGUGUUGGCCAAUGUUCGAAAGUUCAUCCUUUCAGGAUGGCCUAAGCGGGUUGAUAAGCAAUAUCAGCCAUAUUUCUAUCGUAGAAAUGAACUAACUCUACACGAGGGUUGUAUCUUGUGGGGUGCUCGGGUCAUCGUGCCUCCACAAGGUCAUCGUCAGCUCCUGGAGGAGUUGCACUUGGCACAUCCAGGCAUGGUCAGGAUGAAAAAACUGGCUCGAUCAUAUAUCUGGUGGCCAAACUUGGAUGAGGACAUUGAGCAGAAAGUGAAAGAUUGUCAGAGUUGUCAACAGCAUGUGAAGAAACCAACCGCCGCUCCGCUUCACCCAUGGGAAUGGCCUGGUAAACCAUGGUUCCGUCUUCAUAUCGAUUUCGCUGGACCAUAUGAGGGAAAAAUGAUUCUCAUCAUUGCAGACGCACAUACCAAGUAUAUCGAUGCUCAUGUGCUCAACUCUGCAACGUCGUUGAACACUAUUGGCAAACUGAAAGCAACAUUUGCAGUGCACGGAUUACCGCAUAUUAUCGUUUCGGACAAUGGUUCGAAUUUCACUAGUCAAGAGUUCCGGGACUUCUGCAAGAGUAACGGAAUACGUCAUAUCUUCACAGCACCCUAUCACCCGGCCAGUAAUGGGCUCGCUGAACGCGCUGUUCAGACUAUCAAGAGUGGACUGUCAAAGUCAUCGAAAUCGCAAUCGCUGGAAUCUCGUCUCCUGGAGGUUCUUUUCCGUUAUCGUAUAACGCCCCAUGCUACCACUGGCAUGGCACCAUGUGAGCUCCUCAUGCAUCGUCAGCUUCGCUCUAGAUUGGAUUUGGCAGUACCAGACCUGUCAUCAUCUGUGUUACGUGGUCAAACUGCCAUGAAAUCGCGUCAUGAUACGAAGGCUAAAGCCAGGGAAUUUAGCGUUGGUGACGCAGUUUUCGCUAAGAACUUUGCUGAUCGUGGUCUGAACUGGUAUCCGGGACGCAUCACAUCAAGAUCAGGACCGGUAUCAUACACUAUUCGUUUGAAGGAUGGUCGCGUGUGGCGCCGCCAUCAGGAUGCUAUACGUCUCAACGAGGCACAGGAGGACACAUCGGUUGAACACGAGACACAACCACCGCAGGUUGUGCCAACUCAACAACGGGAUGAAAUCGUGUCACAACCACCGCAGGUUGUGCCCAUUCCACAACGGGAGGAAAUUCAGGGAAAUCCGAGAGAUUCCGAUUCUGUGGUCACUAGGACACCGCAGGCUGCUACUCCACCAGUAGUUGCCCCACCUUCGCCAUCUGCUGGACCGCCACAGCAACCUCUUCGUAGGUCCAGUCGGGUCAGCCAUCCGCCAGAUAGGCUUGACCUGUAACGCUAAUCAAUAGGCGUCUAAGGUGUAGGCGGAUCGCUGCCUUAGUAUGUCAAUCCUUUGUUAAUUCUGCUGCGAGUGUGGCUCUUGACAUUCAUUCAAUAUGAGUACCUAAUCAUUCUUAUGUUGAACUUGUAAUUGCAUAUGGAUAUUGUGUGUUCCAUUUUCAUUAUUGUUCAGUUGAGUUAAGCAAUCGUUUAUAACUGAGUAAUUGUAGUGUUGGUAUUCCAGAUAAUUAUACUUACCUCCAGCAGUGAGCAGAUUUGCUGUGUACUGAAUAUAGUGUUAGCACAUUCGAGUGUAAAUCAAAUCCUAUAGACAAUUGGAUUAUUUAGAGACUAUGUGUAUAGACUUAUCCUAGUCAGUGGGUUUCCAGUUACAGUGUUAUUAGGUUUUGAUCAAGCUCACGUAUCAUGGACUGGCAUCUUCUGGGGGUGAGGAAUGUUGGAUACUGUGUUAUGUUACACCCUGUAUAAUAAUAUCAGUAGUGGUCGCACAAAUGUGCUUGUGUUGUAGCCAUCUGGGGCUUGUCACAACUUCCGGUAUAAUCACCAAUAAACCAGUUUACUGUUGUUAUGAAAUCCAUCUAUAGUUCCUAAAUCUGAUAUCUUCCAAGGAUCAAGACAUGACAGAAAUACAUCCAAACAACAUAUAUAUACAGUUAAAAGUGCAUAAAAAUCCCGUUUCAACCUCCGGGCGCUACCUUUUUUUCUCCGCCAGACGCCGGGCCCUACCGGUAGUUAUUUAGUGCGACCGCCACCAGAGUGUUUAUCACGAUCUUUCGCCGUUUUAAUCGCGCGUUUUAGGCAGAUUAAUCAAUUAUUACAUGCAUGCAUUAUAUAUCACCGAAAUGAUAAUUGCGUAGGCUAUUUGAAACUAAGUUCAGAUAUUAUUUUUGAUCUUUGAAUUGAAUUUAGGUGAGUGGUUUUUGA